UGGGUGAAGGAGGAGCCAAAAAAAAGGCGAUGAAAAAGGGCAUACGUUCAAAUGAAAAGGUUUUUAUAGAGGUUCAGGUUCUACCAGCAAUUACUGAAUACAGAGCGGAAAAUUCAAAGGGGAGCGGCGGCCGAACUCCUGGUAGACAAAAGUCGUUGUUAGAGGGGAUACUGGUUUCCUCACCACCAUGUCAACACGGAAGAGGAGGUCAGCAUCAGGAGAGCCAGAUAAAUGAGGAGAAGGAUAACAUUGUCGACUCGCCUGAAGAAAAUGAAACGAAAACCAAACCUUCAUCUCCUUAUGCCAAAUACGCCGCGCCAGAUGCUCGUAUUUGGGGUCUGUAUCUGGAGGAGGCGGAAGCAGAGGAUAAAGAAUUAAUGGAGCCAUGGAACAAGGACUUGGACUCGCUUCUGAUAUUCGCUGGUCUGUUUGCUGGCAUUCUGACCGCAUUCAUAGUCGAAAGUCGCAAGGAGUUAUACGAGGAUCCACAAACGCGUCUAUUGAAGGACAUUCUCAGCACACUACAGAACAUCCCAAAUACUUUGAACCCUGAGCUGUUCGAGCCAGAGACAUCGUUUCUGAAUAUCAAUGGUCUCUGGUUCACCAGUCUUAUGCUCACCCUCAGCAGCGCGCUUGGUGGAGUCCUCUCCAAAGGAUGGAUCGCAAAGCACAGCAGCGCUUCCACUCGUAAAACUUCGAACGACGCGUACGCUCGUCACCUACGUGCGAAUCGUAUCCGGAAAUGGAGG
Molecule: messenger RNA, 749 nt
Organism: Acaulospora colombiana
Lineage: Eukaryota; Fungi; Glomeromycota; Glomeromycetes; Diversisporales; Acaulosporaceae
Source: the annotation of a GenBank genome assembly